Messenger RNA from Fusarium sp. VM40, 1374 nucleotides. NCBI's taxonomy places the organism in Eukaryota, Fungi, Ascomycota, Sordariomycetes, Hypocreales, Nectriaceae. The record is from the annotation of a GenBank genome assembly.
AUGUCGGCACCAUUGAGAGCAUUUUCGGCCAUAAAGGCUGAUGAAAUUGCUGUCAAGCUUCCACACCCUUACCAGACCGACUAUGCAAUCGAGAAAGCCUCUGCGAUAGAUGGCGUGGACGCUGCUGUAUAUAAGCUGGUCCAAAGGCCCUCUGCGUCGGCCAAGCCUCUACCCUUCGACCUUCACAGCGCUGGUCUGGUGUUCUCUGACCCAGUUGAUCUCAAGUCAAGUGAGCUUCCACCGCAGUCCAACAACAGUCCUUGGGCCCGGGCUCGUCGUUCACCCUGUGUCACCGUGUACUGGGAGAACUCAGAAGCGCCAAGCUUAGCACAGAUAUGGCUGCUUGUAUAUGCUCUCUUCACUCUGAGAACAUCCGUGGAGUCAUACCGACUCGAACUUUGCGGCAUCAAUGCUGUUAUUCUAGGCCAACAGCUUAAAGCAGUGUUGCUCGCUAUUGACCACCCUCUCAAAGGCCGAGAGAAGCGCCCGGCCGUGGACAAGACUGACAGGAGCCUCGUUCUUCUCCUGCGAAGUACGUUCUGGCAAGGUGCUGGAUCGCCCUUUGGUCCCCGCCCUGUUUGGUGUCCGGACGAGUCGCCAUCAUCACUACCGGCCACAAACCCUCUUGGAUCAUACCCUUUGACUCCUUUGCAGAAUACCACAACCAUCACCUCAGCUGGUGAUCCGGAUGAUCCUGAGCGUGUUCAGCAGUCAUGGCACCCAGUCAGGCCCGUGAAACCUGCAGCUGGUGCUGUUGUUUACAGUCGAUGGAUUCCUCACCUUAAUGAAACAUUUUCUAUGGUUUCUCUCGAUUACACCGAUGCCGAACAUGUACGGAUGUUCCAUGAAUGGCAAAACGAUCCUCGCGUCUCGCAAGGCUGGAACCUGACUGGCACUUUGGAACAGCACCGGGAAUAUCUGCGCAAGGUGCAUGAGGAUCCUCAUGUGAUUGCUAUUCUGGCCAAAUAUGACGAUACCCACUUCGCCUACUUUGAGGUUUAUUGGGCCAAGGAGGACCGGCUGGGCGGUUACUUCAAUGCGGGUGAUUUCGACCGCGGUCGUCAUUCGCUUGUAGGUGAUGUGCGUUUCCGCGGACCACAUCGUGUGUCGGCUUGGUGGAGCAGCUUGAUGCAUUACCUAUACCUCGACGACCCGCGGACUAUGUUUGUUGUGGGAGAGUCCCAGGAAACAAACACAACCAUCGUCAUGUAUGACUUUGUUCACGGCUCCGGCCUGGACAAGCUGAUCGAUCUGCCACAUCAGCGAAGUGCCUUUGUACGAUCUUCUCGUGAGCGCUUCUUUCAGUUGUGUCCUUUGGCAGAUAAUGAGAAAGUUGUUGCUGGCACGAAGCUAGGUCUCGUACCUAAGUUAUAA